AUGUCAUUCUACCGGUCCAUAGGGGCAAUUUGCGCAUACAUGGACGAAACUUGGGUGUACAGAGGAAUGAAACCCACCAUCAGACCAGCGGUAGAAAAGGAUAAAGGAACAAGAGCCAUUGUCGUCGGAAUUUUAACUGAGGAUGGAAUUCUUGAAAAUUCGGAAUCCGUUUUUUCUACUGGAAAAAAGCCUGAUGAGGAGUACGAGGAUUACCACAAAAACAUGGAUACAAGAAUAUAUGAAGCGUAUAUGAAAAGGAAUAUCCCGAAUCUCGCAAAAAUGUCAAUGGACAGAAAAAGGGAGGUUGUCCUCAUUGUGGAUAACGCUCCCUAUCAUUGCCGCAUGCUGGAAAAGGUGAAGGAACGUGCAGUCAAGUGGUUGCGCGAGCUCACGCCGGAAAGCGCCAAAAAGCUAUUCGAACACAUGCAAAAACAAGAAAAUGAGCUUAUGGACUUCCAACGGGAUCUGGAUCAGGUUAAAAAUGCUGACUUACUCUUGGCAAGAAGUUUGAAGUCAUUGACAAUCGAUGACUUUCCUUUCCCUAGGACUAAUGAAGAUGUGAAGAACCGAGGCGAGCAGAUUGUUCAGAAUUUGGUGUCCGCGCUGAAGAUCAUCAAGAAUCGUCUUGGAGAUUGCGCGAAAGGUUCAAUUUUUGACAACAUUGAAGUCGCCGCAAGAGCUCUCACUGGAAUAUCUGCUUCUUCGAUCCGACGGAGACUUGAUGAAAUUCCCGAAACGAAACGUCCUGAAAAACGACAAUGGAUCAGCAGAACGUCCAUUUAUAAGGCUGCAGGAGAAGGAAUUUCUGAAUAUAAGAAAGAACUCAUCAGGAAAAGGCUAGAGUACUGUUGGAAAAAUGAAGAAUUGGUGACAGUUUCGAGUUUGAGCGAAUGGUGCAAAAACAUUCCUACGAGUACAUCGAAAAAGAAAGAAUAUUGCUCGUUUCUGCUGAAAAAUGGGAAGGUUUUCCAUCCUAGAAUAAAAAGAAAAGAACUUUGGGAAUCGGUCAAGGAUGUGAUCGCGAUGAAUGGAGGGCGCCUUCGGAUGAGGAAAUAUGAAAUUGACGAAUGGGCACGAACAGAGCAUGGAGUCGAGAUUGUCCGGUUGCCGCCAUAUCAUUGUUCGUUGAAUGCCAUCGAAUUCGUUUGGGCGCAGUUGAAGAACCAAUUGAAAAGCAUUGGAAAGACGACGGACAAAUUGGAGACAAUCAUCGAAAGAACACGCUCAUUUUUAGAAAAUUUCUCACCUGUCAAAGCUAUUAAUCUUCUCAAUCAUGUGAGGAAGCACGAAGAUGCGAAGCGUCAGGCGAUUAUUGAUGGAACCAUAGUGAGCAACGAUGAAUCGGAUGACACAGAAGACGGAGACGACGAGCUAGAUUAUAAUGAUGAAUAG
Caenorhabditis bovis is the source of this 1392-nucleotide messenger RNA. Lineage: Eukaryota; Metazoa; Nematoda; Chromadorea; Rhabditida; Rhabditidae. The record is from the annotation of a GenBank genome assembly.